Molecule: messenger RNA, 412 nt
Organism: Paraglomus brasilianum
Lineage: Eukaryota; Fungi; Glomeromycota; Glomeromycetes; Paraglomerales; Paraglomeraceae
Source: the annotation of a GenBank genome assembly
UGACUAUGGUUCCAACUAUGAGUCAGAUAAUGAAACCAAUACUAUUGAGACUCCAGUACCCCAACCCCCUAAAGUAGAAGAACAAAUGUCUAAUACGACAUAUUCCACAGAGCAAUUGAGUCCCACAUAUUCUAGAAGGCAAGAAAGAUUCGAUGAUAAAUUUACUCAAAAAGAUUUGCUAAAUAAAAUUUGUAAAAUUGCAUCAUCUCCCACUGAAGAUAUAUCGAAAAAUAAAGGUUCAUUGGAAGAUGUACAUUUAUGGGACUAUCUAUUACCUAAUUAUGGGGCAAAGAAUGGGAUUAGUAUAUUAGAUGCAUAUAAGAGAGAGGAAUUAGCCAAUAAAUUGGUUAUUCAGAUAGUAUUAGUAAUAAAUGUAAAAGAGGUCUUACUUGCCAUGGUGUUCUUGAUGUGA